Messenger RNA from Mytilus californianus (California mussel), 957 nucleotides. RefSeq lists its product as uncharacterized. Lineage: Eukaryota; Metazoa; Mollusca; Bivalvia; Mytilida; Mytilidae. The record is from RefSeq and is a predicted model, not a curated record. The transcript has 4 exons. Bases 27 to 725 code for a protein of 232 amino acids.
GAAAAAAUGGAUACAAAUGUUUAGCAAUGAAGCUAACAACCGAUUCGAAUUACAUUCUAAUUGCUGAAAAUUGUGACAAUGCUUACCAUUCUCUUUGUCAGAAAGACGUCUCCGAUACAGAUGGCAUCCCAAAAAAAAAGGAAAAAAAAACAGUGGAUUCAAAAGUUAGUAUGUAUGUUGGAAUAGCAGUUUCACUGACAAUAUUGCUGAUAGUAGUGGUGGUUCUAGCUAUAUGUAUCCGAAGAAAAACACGUUACAUGCCAAAAGAGGUACCCACUGCACCUGAUGUGUAUUAUUCAACAGUGACAGGCGACCAGAUACAUGAAAACCAAUCUCAUACACCGGAUGGCGCGAACAAAGAUCAAAGUGAUGCAAAUCUAAUGAUUUCGGCAAAACAAAGCAACACAUACACAGAUAAUGAUCAGCAGGAAAUACACAAAAUGGGAUCAACAUAUGACCAAGCAGGGUUGCCUGAUAGCAAUGAGUAUGAUGUAUCAAGUACGAGCCAGAAGUACAGGUCGCAUGUUGAUGAAGAUGUCUGUUAUUAUGAUCACAAUAGAGAUUUUGAUACGGUGUAUGAUGAGACAGAUACACAUGGGUUAUUUCAGAGAAACGAGAUAAGUGAAAUAUAUAACCAUACUAGAGAAAUUAUUGAUGAUUAUGAUGUCUCCCACGCCUUUCGACAGCAAGGAGAGACUCAUAAUGAACCUGUGUAUUUCAAAUAGGAUUUCUAAUUCCAUGACAUCAUUAUUGAACCUGAAUGUGACAUUCACAGAAUAAAACUAUAACAGGUUUAUGACGUGCAUGAUAUAAAUAUAUUUUUUUGUAUUUUCCUAGCUUUUAAGAAAGUUGUGUUUGACCGUCUGUUGUUUUUGCAUUUAUAAUUGCAAGGCACAUUUCAUUCUCAUGUAUAAACUAUAUCUAUUAAGAUCAUAAGAUAAUAAACAAUUGAGCUUU